This is a messenger RNA of Musa acuminata AAA Group (dessert banana), 3038 nucleotides long. Its product is annotated as vegetative cell wall protein gp1-like. The record is from RefSeq and is a predicted model, not a curated record. The coding region runs from base 142 to 1197 and encodes 351 amino acids. NCBI's taxonomy places the organism in Eukaryota, Viridiplantae, Streptophyta, Magnoliopsida, Zingiberales, Musaceae. The transcript has 4 exons.
AGUACCCACCAUCAACGCCCUCCAUCCGUGUCGCGGAGAGGAUAUAAGCUUCUCCCAUCGAUCUUGUUUCGGUAGCUUCUCUUCGCUCUUCUCCGCUGUCGGAGUGCGCUCCCUUUCACGGUUGUGCCACUCGCCGCCGCCAUGAGCCGGAGCAGCCACCAGAGCCCCCAUGCGAAGCUGAAGACACCACCGCGGCCCCUCUUCUCCUGCGGCAUCUUCCGCAACUGCACCCAGUCCGCCCUCAGCCCCACCACUCCUCCCCCCUCCGCCGCCACCUUCUUGGCCUCCGCUUCCCCGCCGCCUCCUUCGGCUACGCCCCCGCCGCCCUCCGCCUCGCCUCCGCCCCCUCCUCCGCCCCAGCCGUCCGCAGCCCCCGACCCACCCCGGCCGACCGAGCCCGAACGCCCUCCUCCGUCCACCUCCUCCUCCUCCUCCUCCUCCUCGUCUACUUCCCAGAGCUUCACCCAGUGGAGAUUCCCCCUGCAGCACCACCACCAACAGCAACCGACGCCUGAGCCGGAGCGCGGGCCGCAGGCCCUUGACCCUUCCCACGCCGCCUCCUUUAACCUCGCGGAGGCGUUCCGUGCCGCAGAGCUCCAGUUCGCCUCCGGCGCCAGCCUCCCGGCCCUGCGCCUGUUAGAGAGGUCCCUCGCACCGGAUUCCUCUCCCACGCCGAUACCCUGCCCUCCGCCGGUGAUGGCCGGCGUGGUGGCCGCCCUGCGGGAGCCAGCCUCGGCGCGGCCGGCGGCCAAAGUGCUCCUCGCGCUACUCCUCGCGGAGCACAACCGGCGGGCCGCAGUGGAGGCCGGGGCAGCGUCUGCGGCGCUGGAGGCGGUGGCGGCGUCUGGGCCUGCGGGCGCGACAGCGGAGCGGGCACUGGCGGCGCUGGAGCUGCUGUGCACUGUGGCGGAUGGGGCGGCGGGGGUGCGGGCACACGCCGCGGCCGCGGCGGCGCUGGCGGGGGCGGUGGAGGGGAUGGCGGGGAGGGGGAGGGAGUGCGCCAUCGGUGUGAUGGCUGCGAUCUACGGCGGGGCGGCGGCGGGGGAGGCACCGCCGGAGGUGGGGAGGGCGGUGGUGGCGGCGAUGCAGGGUGAGUGCAGCGCGCGGGGUAGACGAAAGGGGGCGCAGCUGCUGCGCGCGCUGCAGGAGAGCGGCCGUCUCGACCUCCCGACUGACACAGCCAUCGGACGCCCAUGAAGAGGACUGCUCCCCGGAGCGGGGCCGGUGCUUUCUCGGAUACCGAUUGGUGGGUGCAAAAGUAGGCCUUCACAGGCAGCGUGUCAGAGAGCCGAUGGCGUGGGGUGACAGAGAGAGCAGGGAGAGGGACGUACGCGGUUGACAGAGAUAUGACGGGAGGCGGGUGGUUGUGUCAGUGACUGUGUCAAAAAAAGCCGGAGCGCCAUGGGAAGCAGAGCUUAUUAUAAUAUUAUAGUUACCGCAGUUCUCGCAUUCUAGGAUCCUUCUUCUUCAUGUAAAGAGUUAUCAUGUCAAUAUAAUUGGAAUUUAGACUGCAUGCGUGCUGUAGAUUCAUUCCUGCCUGCUAAACUACGAGCUUUGUCAUCUCGACGUGGGAGCAGCGUGGACCCAAACCUAACCAUGCAACGUUGAGAUUAGACAACACCAUGUUACAUGUCCUCAAACAAAGCAAUCGAAACAUUCGCCUCCGUCCAAUCAAAACAAGAUGGGAGAUCCGUAUUUAGCAAUAGGGAUGACGACGUCAAAAUCUCCGCCAUGUGAAUCUCUGUUGUGGCCCGUUCAUUACUUGGGCUAAGCCCAAACAAGCGGGCCGAACCACUCUGUUCUCAUCCGGCCGUUCGUAUGCCUCAGUGAGCUAAUGGACGGCGGAUCUGACCUCCUUAUACAAAUUUCUAUGCGGAGCGUAUUUACCGAGAAAAUGGCCAAAGUGCCCUCCGGUAGUACAAUUGGCGCUGGCAAAGCUCCCAUCACCACCCAUGGCGCAAUCAAGCGCGGCCCGCCCCAUCUCCUUUGGCUGCGCGACUUGCCUUCUCCUCCGAGGCGGCGGCAAGUAGAGCGCUCCGACCGCAAGAUCCUGUGUUUUUUCUGUUGGAAUUGUAAUUUUAAAUUUGAUUAGGAUUGGAUAUUAGAAGGUUGAGUCAAAUUAGGACUAUAAGUUGGGUUGAUCAUUCCCCAUUCACAACUGUCCCAAAAAGGCAAGGGAGAAAAAGAAGGGGUGGCUCUUUCUAUCUCUUCUUUCUUCAAUCUCUCGUCUACUUCUCUAGUAAUCCAACAAUUUUAGUUCUUUGAAGAGCGGGCGUCGGAUUGGUCGCUAUGUCUUCGUCGGGGGCGAUAAAGGGGAGAGGCGGGAAGGAGAAAGGGGCCGCCGUGCCGGACGUGAAGAAGAAGGUGGAUGGGCCUGGUAAAUCGAUCUCGGUCGUCAAGCAGAAACCCGUCAACGUUGUUUCUAAGCUGGAGGGGAAAAAAGUAACAAGUUCAUCGAAAACUGUCACUAAGACAACCAGACGGAAAGCUGAGAAGAAAGUCUAUGCUUUGCCUGGUCAGAAGUAUGACAUCCCCGAAGAGAGGGAACCUCUGAGGAUAUUCUAUGAAUCCUUAUCAAAGCAAAUUCCGUCAAGCGAAAUGGCAGAAUUUUGGAUGAUGGAACAUGGUUUGCUAUCUCCUGAAAGAGCAAAGAAGGCAUAUGAGAGAAAGCAAAAGAGACAGCAACAGCUAAGAACAGGCACUCCAAUCAAAUCCAGCAAGCAAGAUAGGCCAGGAAGCUCAAAGAGUUUGCAGGCAUCAAGGAAUGAAGGUUUCACUUCAAGGAAAAGGAUCAACUGUAGCAAUGAUGAUGGUCUCAUUGUAAAAUCAAAAAAAAUAAAAGCAUAAAAGAUGAUGUAUGUUCAGUGUUAUAGUUAUGCCAGCUCUCAAAUUGUAGCCCAUUCAAUAUUUAUAAGGGGACCUCUUUAGUAGUUGUUCCAUGUCGUAAAUUGUAGUUGCUAAAUAAGCAUCGUGGUUGGUUUAUCAUGUCCCCUGGUGUAACAACGAAGAAACAGGAAGUUCCUUGUAUCCUCUGAUUA